AUCUCCCUCUUUUUCGUCGUUGGAAAAUUAUAUUCGCACAUGGCGCCCAAGAUCGAUCCAAACGAAGUGAAGAUUAUUUAUCUUCGAGCCACUGGAGGAGAAGUUGGUGCGUCCAGCGCAUUGGCUCCGAAAAUUGGACCGCUUGGUUUGGCCCCCAAGAAGGUUGGUGAAGACAUCGCCAAAGCUACUGCCGAUUGGAAGGGGUUGCGCGUUACUGUUAAAUUGACCAUUCAGAAUCGACAAGCCGCUGUAAGCGUGGUGCCUAGUGCUUCAUCUUUAGUUAUCAGAGCUCUUAAGGAACCCCCAAGAGAUCGCAAAAAGGAGAAAAAUAUCAAGCACAGCG
This is a messenger RNA of Acaulospora morrowiae, 343 nucleotides long. Lineage: Eukaryota; Fungi; Glomeromycota; Glomeromycetes; Diversisporales; Acaulosporaceae. The record is from the annotation of a GenBank genome assembly.